Sordaria macrospora k-hell is the source of this 792-nucleotide messenger RNA. RefSeq lists its product as uncharacterized. The record is from RefSeq and is a predicted model, not a curated record. NCBI's taxonomy places the organism in Eukaryota, Fungi, Ascomycota, Sordariomycetes, Sordariales, Sordariaceae. Gene Ontology annotation, cellular component: nucleus.
AUGGCCUUCUCCCAGCUCAACCUCCCGCCUUCCCUCGAAACGAACCGUAUAACAGCCCUGCCGCCCUCGGCCUACUACAUUGCGGAUUUCAUCAGUGAAGAGGAGGAACAGCAGAUUCUUGAAAAGGUUGAGAGAGCUCCCAAGGCAAGAUGGCGUCAACUCACCCAUCGCCGACUUCAAACAUGGCCCUCGGAUCUGGUCAAAAAUACCCUGCUAGAUGGCCAACCACUACCAGACUGGCUGGAAGAACCCGUCAUCUCGCGUUUACUUUCGGUUCCAGUAUCGUCGUCCUUGUCCGGUAGCAGUGACGGUGACAAAGAGAAGAAGCAGCAGCACAUCUUUGCGAACAGCCCCCACGGCCGACCCAACCAUGUCCUUAUUAACGAAUAUCCUCCCAACACGGGCAUCAUGCCGCACAAGGACGGAGCGGCCUACCACCCCGUGGUCUGCACAGUGAGUCUCGGAUCUAGUCUUUGCCUCAACAUCCACAAGGCCAAAGAGGAUGGGGCCCUCGACUCGGAGCCCGUAUGGAGAAUUCUCCAGGAGCCGCGCAGCCUGUUAAUCACAACCGCGGACCUGUACACUGAAUAUCUCCAUGGCAUUGACCCCGUUUCGACCGACGUGAACAUGUCGGAGCAGACUGUUGCCAACUGGGGUCUUCUCCGCGAGCCAUCACUGUACGAGAACGGGCAAAACCAGAGGGGAGUUCGGUUCAGCCUCACGUAUCGCGAUGUUCUGAAAGUUUCCAAGCUAGGGAGCAAGCUCGGUCCCAUGUUCAAUCGUCGUCCGUGA